AGCAUAAUUAUAUCGGUCUAUAGGUCUCAUGGCUGCAAUAUCACGGACUCAUGAAUUCACUGAUGUCAGAGUUACUCCAUUCCACCUCACAUUCUGUGUAUGAUCUAUCAUCAACCCUUGUUAAGGAGUCAAUCUCUUGGAUAUGUCCGAAGGAACCUGGGAGAAGUUGUCCCAGGUCGCUGUCAAGGGUGCCGAACAUGACUCUCGUGAACGCCAGCCCCAUCCCAAAUGUUUGAAAGGGACCCGUGUAGCUGUUCUCACCCACAUCUACGAAUUAUUGGACAAGAAAGACAAGAAUCGACUCAUUUGGCUGCAUGGCACCGCAGGCGUCGGAAAGUCCGCUGUUGCGUUCACUGUAGCUGAAAGGAUGAAAGGACUGAAAAUGACAGAGGAGACGAAAAUAGAAACGCGACUUGCAGGGACAUUCUUUUUCUCGCGCAAGCACACGAAACGCCGGACGACUGGUUAUUUCUUCGCGACACUUGCCUACCAGCUGGCCAUCAAUUUUCCCAGCGUCCGGAAGGACGUGAACAGAGCUAUCCUGGACAAUCCGGCCCUUUUAGACCCCGACAAAUCUCUUCGCGACCAGAUGGAGGCGUUGUUUCUCCAACCUUUGCGAAAGCUUCAAAUCAGACUGCGCGAGUGUCCGCCCUUGGUGUUCAUUGUCGAUGCCCUCGACGAAUGCACACCAGAAUCCCUCGAUCAGUCCACAUCCGAAUUGUUUGAUGAAGAGACAUCCGAAAGCGAGCUGGCAGAUCUCAUCUCCCUACUCGUCGAAGCCCUUCGCGAUCCUGGUCUGCCUGUGACCUACAUUCUAGUCACAAGCCGAUCCGAAGCACAUAUUCAUGAAGCCAUGCACAAUGAAGAUGUGUGGCCAUCAGUGUGCGAGAUACCCGUGAAGAUUUUUUGGAAGGGUGUGGCUGCCACCAUCUCGCUAGACGGCGCGGAUGUUGACGAAGACAUCUAUCUUUUCUUGGAGCAUUCCUUCAGAAAAUUGCGAAGUCGCUGUUCCACUUUCCCGCAGCCAACGAAGGGUCAACUUGUGCGGCUGGCGAGCCGAGCGGGCAGACGAUUCAUCGUGGCGUCGACAAUGAUGAAGUUCAUUGAUGAUCGGCACAAUGAUCCCCGUGACAGGCUUCAGCUUAUGCUCGAGCUAACGAGUAAAUUGCUACCGGGAACAGAGGUGUACAAGUUGUACGACCGUAUCCUGACCACGUGCGCCGACCCUUCGCUGGCAUACCUGCACUUGUCCGUUGUUUGCGCCCUUGCAGACCCCCUACCGAUAUCGCAAAUAUCGACACUCCUUGGCCCUAGUCAGGGCAGGGACGUCGAGAGUGUGUUGGUGCAACUACGGUCUGUCAUAGAAAUUCCUAGCGACAGCCGUUUCCCAGUGAACAUCUAUCACUCGUCUGUCCGUGAUUAUGUUUCCCACCGCUCAAACUGCACCCUACGUCAAGUACAGUAUAUUGCUUCGCCCCACUCCCUACUCGCAGUUUCCUCUCUUCAUUUGAUGGUACAAGACAUCCCGGAUUGCUCUGGCCUGCUGAAUGCGCUCUCAGCAUUGAAGAGGUAUAGCCAAGUGAUGGAAUCACACAACCCACGAAGUUUAACACCCUCAUUAUCCUUCAUGGUUCAGCGACCGGAUCCAAUGCGAGCGCUCAUAGCUCUGAUAUGGCUUCGGGGAAAUCGCGGUUCAGAGUUACAUUUCUGGCUAGAGACGCUGGAUGGGCGUGCCUGGCUUGCAACUCACGGGGGGAAAGAGUGGUUGCUGAUCCAGCAGGGAAAGAAUUGGCUGAAGACCAAGGGCGGGGGAGAGUGGGUGCAAACCCAGGAUGGGCGAGACUGGCUGCAAACCCAGGGUGGGCAAGACUGGCUGCAAACCCAGGGCGGGGGAGACUGGCUCUGGACCCAGGGAGGGCGAGUCUGGCUGCAGACCCUGGCCGGGCGAGUCUGGCUGCAGACCCAGGGUGGAGAAGUCUGGCUGCAAACCCAGGGCCGGGCGAGUCUGGCUGCAGACCCAGGGUGGAGAAGACUGGCUGCAGACCCAGGGCGGAGAAGAUUGGCUGCAGACCCAGGGUGGACGAGACUGGCUGCAGCCCAAGGGUGGAGAAGACUGGCUGCAGACCCAGGCCGGGCGAGUCUGGCUGCAGACCCUGGCCGGGCGAGUCUGGCUGCGGACCCAGCCUGAGGGCGGAGAAGACUGGCUGCAGACCCAGGGCGGAGGAGACUGGCUGCAAACCCAGGGCGGGCGAGUCUGGCUGUGGAGCCAAGGUGGAGACUGGCUGCAGACUC
Messenger RNA from Suillus clintonianus, 2292 nucleotides. RefSeq lists its product as uncharacterized. The coding region runs from base 143 to 2188 and encodes 681 amino acids. NCBI's taxonomy places the organism in Eukaryota, Fungi, Basidiomycota, Agaricomycetes, Boletales, Suillaceae. The transcript is spliced from 3 exons. The record is from RefSeq and is a predicted model, not a curated record.